GCGGGCCUGUUUCCGGGUGGCGCGUGGGCUGGAGGCCGACAGCUUCCCCUGCCGCCGCCAACAUGGAGAGUUUGUACCGAGUCCCGUUCUUAGUGCUCGAAUGCCCGAACCUGAAGCUGAAGAAGCCGCCCUGGGUGCACAUGCCGUCGGCCAUGACGGUGUACGCUCUGGUGGUGGUGUCUUACUUCCUCAUCACCGGAGGAAUAAUUUAUGAUGUUAUUGUUGAGCCUCCAAGUGUCGGCUCCGUGACUGAUGAACACGGCCAUCAGAGACCAGUCGCUUUCUUAGCCUACAGAGUAAAUGGACAGUAUAUUAUGGAAGGACUUGCAUCCAGCUUCCUGUUUACAAUGGGAGGUUUAGGUUUUAUAAUCCUGGACCGAUCCAAUGCACCAAACAUCCCCAAACUCAAUAGGUUUCUUCUUCUAUUCAUUGGAUUCGUGUGUGUCCUGUUGAGUUUUUUCAUGGCUAGAGUAUUCAUGAGAAUGAAACUGCCGGGCUAUCUGAUGGGUUAGAGUGCCUUUUGAGAAGAAAUCAGCAGGUACUGAAUUUGCUUCUGUUAAUGAAAUUUUAAAGGCUGUACCAGUCCUCAGAUACGAAAUACAGAGAAGGAUGAAAAGCAGCAGAAAAGAAACAUCUACUGAAAACAUAGGAAGCAUAUUGAAGCAUGGACUAGAAUGCCUUCUUGGUGUCAGAGACAAGCUUAUCAGUAUUUUUUCCUGCUGGCCUUCACUGAUGUACCAAUGAUGUUAAGUGACAUUUUCAUUUUUGUUUUGUUUUGUUUUUUUCAUUUCUUAAAAUGUACUUCAUUUCUAUAGCUAUAAUAUUGAAUAAAGUGAUUAUUUUUUACAAAUCCCUUAA
Cervus elaphus (red deer) is the source of this 858-nucleotide messenger RNA. It is a transcript of the gene OSTC, whose product is annotated as oligosaccharyltransferase complex non-catalytic subunit. Gene Ontology annotation, cellular component: oligosaccharyltransferase complex. Bases 63 to 512 code for a protein of 149 amino acids. The record is from RefSeq and is a predicted model, not a curated record. Lineage: Eukaryota; Metazoa; Chordata; Mammalia; Artiodactyla; Cervidae. The transcript has 4 exons.